This is a messenger RNA of Diabrotica balteata, 1017 nucleotides long. Lineage: Eukaryota; Metazoa; Arthropoda; Insecta; Coleoptera; Chrysomelidae. The record is from the annotation of a GenBank genome assembly.
GAAGUGAUACUUGGAAUGUUCUUGUGAUGUAAUGUUUUAUUUAAACAAUGGUUUUUUGACAUAAAGCUCAAUUUAACAGUGUAAAAUUUUUAAAAUUCCAAUAAAUCAUGCUAAAUCUUCUAACAUAAUAGAAUAAUAAAAGAGAUUUUUUAGCAUGAACUUCAGGUCUUUUCCAUUUAGACUCAUUUUAAAUCAUAUACGUUUUAAAUCUACAAGUGCAGCAAGAACAAGUCAUUAUGACGCUCUUGGAGUAUCACCCAAAUCUACUCAAAAUGAAAUAAAAAGCGCAUAUUAUAAAUUGUCCAUGGUUUACCAUCCAGAUAAGAAUGAUGAUGAAGCUUCAUUACAGAAGUUUAGGGCUAUUACUGAGGCAUAUGAAGUACUUGGUAAUGUAAAUACUAGAAAAAUGUAUGACAAAGGUCUCUAUUUUAGAAGCGCCGUAGUUUCUGACGAUGUCACCGAUAGAUUCCAUAAAUCCCGAGAAACACGCUCAAGGCCGCCGCCUCCUGAUGGCCGUACACCAAUCUAUGACUUUGAUGAAUGGGCUAAAAAUCAUUAUGGUGCUACCUUUCGGCGACAAAUGGAGAAUAAACGCCGUAGCGAUCAUUAUAGAGACACUAGAGAGCAAACAAUACAAACUCAGAAAUUAGAGAAAGUAGUGUUUUCUUUAUUGGCCCUAGUUCUGUUAUGUAUGUAUUACACUAGUGCUGAAAGUUUUGAUCAAUCCGAAUUUGGAGGUGUUCUUUACAAAAGACCUUCAAAAGAUUGAUGUACUCUGAUGAGUAAACCUAGUUCAAUUGUUAUCCUUAUACAAAUAACUUUUAUUGGUUUGUUGUUAAAUGUUUUGUUGUUAAAUUACUCAAUUGAGUUUUAGGUCAUGAUAUUGCAAUUUGGUACAUAUUAAGAAAUGAUUUCGAUGAAUUGCUUAAAGAUCAGAAAAAGAAGGGCAAUCACAAAUGUAAAUAAAUUAUGCUGUAUUUAUUUUUUUACAAAAAAAUUAUAAUUUAUUUUAAACAU